AUGCAUCGCUCGACCAACCACAGUAAUAGCAGUGCCUUCAGUCCCAAUGCCAACCCCAAUGAAGAUUGGACCAAGAUCUCCGAUCUGGCGGAGCGGCGACGGAUUCAGAACCGUAUCGCGCAGCGCAACUACCGGAAAAAAUUGAAACGUCGACUGGAAGAUCUGGAGCGCCGGGCAGCGUCCUCGACAUCACCCGAGCCUUCACCGGCGGAACCCAUCACGCCCGCCAAAGCCACCUCCAGCAAGCCUCGCACCAAGACAUCACGACCUCUCAAGUCCGCAGAGAACCGGACACUGGCCGCAGCACACGGCUCAUCCAGUGACCGCGUGAUUUCUCAAGACGCCCACCCAAACCCGCCCGAUGAGCGCAAUAUGUUUGCUCAACAGUGCACUCGUCAAUUGACCGCCUCACCACCUCCCACCCUUGCCUAUCCUCCACUCUCCUCCUUUGACACAUACCGACCCAGCUAUCCGCCAAUGCCGGUCUAUCACACCGUGCCCGGCAUGCACGGAGAUGUUCACUACGCCAGUUACGGGGAACAUGCCCCAACAGUCCCCCAUGGUCAGCGGUCUGGGGAUGCACCGCAAGCCGUGCCCUUGCUCUCCUAUGGCUACCCUCACGACAUGACGCACGGUUCUCAUCACGGUGCCAAUCCCAGUCAUCCUCCCAGUCUCAGCCAUGGUCAUCGUGCAGCUUCUACGUCCACCGCUUCCCCCGAAACGUCCUAUUUCACCUUUCCUCCGACGCCCGAGUCUCCUCCGUGCUCUCCACGCUCCAUGCCGGGCUUUUUGGACUAUGAGCUGCAUCAAUCGUGA
Messenger RNA from Penicillium oxalicum, 816 nucleotides. RefSeq names its product bZIP transcription factor. Gene Ontology annotation, biological process: regulation of DNA-templated transcription. Bases 1 to 816 code for a protein of 271 amino acids. NCBI's taxonomy places the organism in Eukaryota, Fungi, Ascomycota, Eurotiomycetes, Eurotiales, Aspergillaceae. Gene Ontology annotation, molecular function: DNA-binding transcription factor activity. The record is from RefSeq and is a predicted model, not a curated record. The transcript has 3 exons.